AUGGCCGCCGCCGCCUCUGUGACAGGCCCGGUCACGUGGGCGCCGCCGCCUAUGAGGUCGCUGGGGCUUGGCCGGCGAUUGUCCCUUCCCGGGCCCCGUCCCGAGGCGGUGACAGCCCUUGUCAACCGGAGCCUGAGCGAUCAUGGCAACGGGCUCGGGCGGGGAGCGCGCGGCAGCGGUGGCGGCGGCGGCAGCGGCGGCAGUUUGGUCGCGGGCCGGGGCGGCGGAGCGGCGGCGGCGGCGGUGGCAGUGGCGCUGGCACCGGCCCUGAGCGCCAUGCAGCGGGACGGCUCCGAGAGGGAGCUGGCGGCCGGGCAGGAGGCGGCGGCGGAGCAGGGCCGCGUGGACGCGGGCGCGUCCGGGGAGCCGGAGCGCACGGCGAGGGAGGAGCAGGCCAAGGCCCCGACCUCGGCCCCUGCGCAGCCCCGCGUGGCCGAGGAGGGCGACGCCCGCGUCCUCCCGCGGCCGCUGCCCGGGUCCUCGCCGCAGCCGGCGCCCGCGCGGGGCCUCUGGCCGCACGGGAAGCCCAGGAGCAAGGGCCGGAGCUGCAAGCGGAGCUCGGGCCGCGGGCUGGACGAGUUCCCCCCUUUGCGGCCGGUCACCGUGGACAGCUCCAAAGCCAGGACCUCCCUGGACGCGCUCAAGAUCAGCAUUCGUCAGCUCAAGUGGAAGGAGUUCCCUCUGGGCCGCCGCUUGCCCUGUGACAUCUACUGGCAUGGUGUUUCGUUUCACGACAGUGACAUAUUCUCCGGUCAAGUGAACAAGUUUCCAGGCAUGACGGAGAUGGUGCGUAAAAUUACUCUGAGCAGAGCAGUGAGAAUCAUGCAGAAUCUCUUUCCUGAUGAGUACAGCUUCUACCCUCGCUCAUGGAUUCUGCCUGACGAGUUCCAGCUCUUUGCUGCUCAGGUUCGAAUGGUGAAAGAUGGCGACCCCUCCUGGAAGCCAACUUUUAUUGUGAAACCUGAUGGUGGUUGUCAGGGUGAUGGAAUCUACCUCAUUAAAGACCCCAGUGACAUCCGCCUGACAGGGACCCUCCAGCGCAGGCCGGCAGUGGUCCAGGAGUACAUCUGCAAACCUCUCCUUAUCGACAAGCUCAAGUUUGACAUCCGCCUGUAUGUCUUACUGAAGUCCCUAGACCCCUUAGAGAUUUACAUAGCCAAAGACGGACUCUCUAGAUUUUGUACAGAGCCCUAUCAGGAGCCCACCCCCAAAAACCUGCACCACAUCUUCAUGCACUUAACCAACUACUCACUGAACAUCCACAGCCGCAACUUUGUCCACUCGGACAGCACGAGCACAGGCAGCAAAAGGACUUUUUCUAGCAUUCUCUGUAGGUUGUCUUCCAAAGGCGUUGACAUCAAGAAGGUCUGGUCUGAUAUCAUCUCCUUGGUGAUUAAGACCGUCAUUGCUCUGACUCCAGAGCUCAAAGUUUUCUACCAGUCGGACAUCCCUGCAGGGAGGCCGGGGCCCACGUGCUUCCAGAUUUUAGGCUUUGACAUUCUUCUAAUGAAAAAUCUGAAGCCUAUACUACUUGAAGUUAAUGCAAAUCCCAGCAUGAGAAUCGAACAUGAGCAAGAACUCUCUCCAGGGGUGUUUGAAUAUGUCCCCAGCCUUGUCGAUGAAGAAGUGAAAGUGGCCGUAAUCAGAGACACCCUGCGCCUCAUGGAUCCACUGAAGAAGAAAAGAGAGAACCAGUCUCAGCAGCGGGAGAACCCGUUAGCCGGAAAGGAGGGUCCUUCCAGCAGUGAUGUGGCCAUCACCUCCGGAGGCAACCUCAAUCCCGAAGCCCACCUGCCCUCCAUCUGCCUCAAGCAGGUCUUCCCCAAGUACGCCCAGCAGUUCAACUACCUGCGCCUGGUGGACAGGAUGGCAAACCUGUUUAUCCGGUUCCUGGGAAUCAAGGGGACAACGAAGCUGGGACCAACCGGCUUUCGCACCUUCAUAAGGAAUUGCAAGCUCAGCAGCAGCAGCUUGUCCAUGGCGGCCGUGGACAUCCUCUACAUCGACAUCACGAGGAGAUGGAACUCCAUGACCCUGGACCAGCGGGAUUCAGGGAUGUGCCUGCAGGCCUUCAUAGAGGCUUUCUUUUACCUGGCUCAGAGGAAGUUCAAGAUGCUGCCCCUCCACGAGCAGGUGGCCUCGCUGAUCGACCUGUGUGAAUACCACCUGUCCCUGCUGGACGAAAAGCGGCUGGUGUACGGCCGCAGCGGCGGGUCAGGGACCCAGGAAGCCAGUGGCACGUCCCAGGAAGCCAGCCCGGCAGCCAGGCCAGCAGAGGGCCAGCUCCCGCCCUGCACAGGCAAGCCCUCCCAUUCCAAACAAGCCCUGUCCUGA
Molossus molossus (Pallas's mastiff bat) is the source of this 2334-nucleotide messenger RNA. It is a transcript of the gene TTLL11, whose product is annotated as tubulin tyrosine ligase like 11. Gene Ontology annotation, cellular component: cilium. The record is from RefSeq and is a predicted model, not a curated record. The coding region runs from base 1 to 2334 and encodes 777 amino acids. The transcript is spliced from 9 exons. Gene Ontology annotation, biological process: microtubule cytoskeleton organization; protein polyglutamylation. Gene Ontology annotation, molecular function: tubulin binding; tubulin-glutamic acid ligase activity. NCBI's taxonomy places the organism in Eukaryota, Metazoa, Chordata, Mammalia, Chiroptera, Molossidae.